Emericellopsis atlantica is the source of this 555-nucleotide messenger RNA. RefSeq lists its product as uncharacterized. Bases 1 to 555 code for a protein of 184 amino acids. The record is from RefSeq and is a predicted model, not a curated record. The transcript has 2 exons. NCBI's taxonomy places the organism in Eukaryota, Fungi, Ascomycota, Sordariomycetes, Hypocreales, Bionectriaceae.
AUGGCUCCCAACAAGAGAAUGACGACCGUCACUGCAGCUGACGUUUUUCCCGCGUUGUACAUGUACCUGUUCCUCAUCAUCGAGCCGGGCAUUAUUUGGAUCGCACUGCCUCUGAUCUUGGUCGACCCAUCCCACCAUUUCCACUCCUUGGCACCCGCAGGUCUCACAUCCGGUCCGUACUUUACAACAUCGCCCGCGUCGCCACCCGCCAGCUUCCUGCAGGCAUGGCACACGCCCCAGACACGCGAGCUGCUGUAUCUCUACGUCGCCGCCAUGGCUUUUAGCGCCGUCGUCGAGCCCAUGCUACUGUACCUGGCGCGAUACAAGCUGCACGACGCGCGGGACACGGAGCUCGUCGUCACGGGCGUCCUGCUGAGCUUCCUGGCUUUUGACGUCUUUCACGCGGCCGCGAACUGGGCCGUCGUGGGCAGCGCGUCGCUGACGCGGGACAUGUACGCUGCCAUCAACUUCUGGAUCCCCGUGGGGUUGGUCGUCAUCAGGAGCAUGUGGCUUCUGGGCGUGGGCCGGAGCGUCACGCACUGCAAGACGGAUUAG